Molecule: messenger RNA, 1118 nt
Organism: Setaria italica (foxtail millet)
Lineage: Eukaryota; Viridiplantae; Streptophyta; Magnoliopsida; Poales; Poaceae
Exons: 4
Coding region: 1-717 (238 amino acids)
Source: RefSeq, a predicted model, not a curated record
AUGCCUCUUAUAUCCAAAGUCCCAACUAAAAUUUUGGGAAUGGAUGGUUCUCCUGAACAAUCUGGUGUGCCUUCAAUUGCAGCUCACCGUUCAUUCUUCCGCACGUCUCCCUACGCCUCCAACUCUGCCUCCCCCUCCGCACGCCGCCUCUUUCCUAAUCCACAAUGCCUCCUAUGCUCCAACGCCACACCGGGCCACCUCCGCCCGGACCGUGCCGCCUCCGUGCGCCGCCACGCCGGAUCCGCGGUGGAGGAGCCCGGGGACUCCAACGGCCCCUCCUCUCCUGCUGCUCGUUGUGCUCUCGGGCUCUUCGCCAUCCACCACUUCGGAGGCCAUCCCCGUCCACCUCUUCGCCGUACAUUCUUCUCCCUCCGCACCUUCUCAUCGCCCGACACCGCCGCCUCCUCUUUCCUGAGACUCAUCCGCCCGCACUUGCUCGAUCGGUGCCUCCAUCCAUCCUGCCAGUGGCCAGAGGACAUAGAAGCUCCCUGCCCUCACCUCAUCUCCGGCCUCCGAUCCAAUCGGACCCGCCUUCCAUCUGCCGGCGGUGCGUUACCUGCGGGACGGGAGAUCCAUGGCUGCGUUCCUGCUGCAGCUGUUGGCAUCAUCUCCAGAGCCUCAUUUGAUUCGCGGACAUGCCAGCAAGCUCUUCCCCUGGCCGUGAUUGCUCAAGUGCGCCAAGGGGAUUUGCACAGUUUUAAGGUGCAUGCUUUGUGAAGAGGAGAACUGGGAAGGCUUGGAUAUGAAGGUUAUUUUGCUAUGAUGAUACUAGAAAGGUGCCCAGGACUUUUUUGGAAAGAGGAAUGGCAUGGUCUGAAGUGAAACACUUCAUAUUCCAGAGUCCAGCUUCACCAACUGUAAUACUACGUCAGUAUAUGCACAUACACUUCACUAGCUGAAAUACUACUUCAGUAUAUGCACAGACUCUUCACCAACUGAAAUACUUCUUCCAAACUGCUUCACUAACAGAAUUGCUCAUAUAGAGAGCUAUAUAGCUUUAAGAAAACGGUGACCUAUGUUAUAUAUUAUUGUGCAAAUAUAAGACAUAACUUUGUUUUGUAUAAACCUGCAUUUUGUUUUAUACGGAGUAUAGACCUGCAUUUUGAUUGUUUGAUUUA